Molecule: messenger RNA, 2268 nt
Organism: Chlamydomonas reinhardtii
Lineage: Eukaryota; Viridiplantae; Chlorophyta; Chlorophyceae; Chlamydomonadales; Chlamydomonadaceae
Exons: 9
Coding region: 202-2025 (607 amino acids)
Biological process (GO): regulation of DNA-templated transcription
Molecular function (GO): double-stranded DNA binding
Source: RefSeq, a predicted model, not a curated record
UUUACACAAUUUAUUUCACGCUGGAACCCCACCCCCAGAAUUUGCAUCACUGCUUGCGAGCGCAGCAAACUGAAGACUGAGUUGAAAUGAAUUCCUAGUCGAUAUUUAUGCUUUAAAUCAAAUGACGUUGCGCAGAAUAGCAACGGCUGCCUGAUCUGGGGCCCGCUCACGACUGUCGCUAUAAAUAGGGUUCUCGCGAGCAUGCGCGUGGCCAGCGGGCCGCCGCGAUGCCACACUUCAGUUGCCGAUCUGCACAACAUCUCGCUAUCAGCAGCUAGACUUAGACUUGCUGGGCAUCGGCGACAAUGGGCUGGCCCGGCUUUCGCCGAAAGGCGUUCCCGCGGAAGGGUCGCACUCGUCACACACGCGACGUCCUGGGAGGCCCACCCCUCCACGCGCCCUGGGGCCGCGUCGGGGACCCGAUCGCCUGAAUACCCACCAUCAUCACCAUCUCAGCCAUCGGAACAGUAUGCAGCAACAGCUGCAGACGCGAUCCCGCCAGCACUGCCAGUCGGUGUGGCGGAGCAUCUCGAGUCGCUGGGCAUCUCGCCAUCCUCGAUUGACCCACAGCUGCUCUCACUUCACAGCUUCGCGGCGCACGCGGAGCCAUCGCUCGCGACUCUUGCGACGUUGAACAGCCGACAGCGCGUUGCAACGCUUGUGAACGGGCAUCCCGAGCUGCUGUGCGUGCCGCUGGAGGGAUGGCUCAGCUUCCUGACCGCCUAUGGCGUGACACGCCGCGACUUCUUCCGUCUACUGUCUCACAACCCCGACCUGUUCACACGGGGCAGCCUUUUCAACGCCGGCAGCGUCAUCGCCUACCUGCAGUUGGCGCCGGCGGUGGAGUUCCUGAGGACGGAGCUAAUGUUGGAUGCGCCCGGCCUGAAGGCACUGCUGUGCCGCUGCCCGGGGGCCCUGUGUCUGGACCCCCCCACACAGCUGGCGCCGCGGCUGGCGGCGCUGGCGGCGGCGGGCUUCAGUCGGGUCGAGGUGUGCAGCCUGGUGCGACACAACGCGGCACUGCUGAUUGGCGAUGUGCCGGGCACGCUGCAGUCGCGCCUGGGGUUCCUGACGGGCCACUGCGGCUUCAGCGGCCAGCAGGCGCGGCAGCUGGUGAGCGACUGCCCAGAGGUGCUGUCCCUGAGUGUGGCCAACCUGCGCCGCAAGUGGCGCUUCCUGGUGGAGCGAAUGCACUGCGGCACACAGGCGGUCCUGGCCUACCCUCGCUACUGGUCCAAGAGCCUGCUGCUCGACAUCGGGCCGCGCUACAGCUACGUGCUGGAGCGGCAGCUACUGCCGCUGGCGGGUGCGCCCUGCACCCUGGCGGCGGCGGGGAGCGGCAGUAGCAGCGACGGCAGUAGCAGCAGCUACAGCUACAGCGGGAGCGGGAACGGCAGUGGCAGUGGGAGCAGUGGGAGUGGUGACAGUGGGAGUGGGAGCGGCGGCGCUAUCGCAUGUGGGCUGGAGGGCGCGUGCGAGUUGAAUCUGCAGCUGUUGUUGGACUCAGACGACGUCUCAUUCGUGGAGACCGUGUGGCGCGCGGCGGCCGGGGGAGGAGGGGCAGGGCCUGCAGGGGCUGGGUCCGGCGCCGCCUCGACAUCAAGAGCGGGUGCCACAACGGCAGCGGCGGCGGCGGGGACAGCAGCAGCGGCGGCGGCGGCGGCGGCCAGGGGCGGUCGCGGUGGAGAGGCAGGGGCGGUCGCGGUGGAGAUGUCGGCAUGGGAGCUGGCAGCUGACUUUGGCGACCUGCCGGGCAGCUGGGCGGGGACUGCUGCUCUUGGUGUUGGUGGUGGUGCUGGCGGGGAUGUCGCAGGGGGGAGAGGAGGGGCGCAGGAAGGGCAGGAGCAGCGGCAGGGGGAGGUGGAGGAGGUGGUGGAGGAGGCGGGGGCUGAGGCGCUGUGGGCGGGGCCGGGGCCGGAUGACUAUGAGCGCUUCCGGGCCGCGUGGCUGGAGACGGAGGGCGUGCGGUGGAGCGGCGUAAAUGCGGUGGGGGUUGCGGGCGGCGGCGUGGCGGGCAGCUGGUGAGGGCGGCUGUCGUAUACGGGAUGGCUGCCGUACAGUGCCGUACUGUGGUGAGGUAGGAGAAAGGGAAAGAGGGAGGGGCCAAGGCUGCAAAGCGCGGCGGCGGGGCGGGCCGGACGGCACUCCCAGUCCCCUUUCGGUCCCCUAGCGGUCCUGAGUCCUGAUAGUCCUGACCAGGAGGCAGUGCGUCGGAUUUGUUACCAAAUGGUGACGCCGGUAACGUGUUGUGAAACCAGGUGAAAGACA